Messenger RNA from Chlorocebus sabaeus (green monkey), 2812 nucleotides. It is a transcript of the gene INMT, whose product is annotated as indolethylamine N-methyltransferase. Gene Ontology annotation, cellular component: cytosol. Lineage: Eukaryota; Metazoa; Chordata; Mammalia; Primates; Cercopithecidae. The record is from RefSeq and is a predicted model, not a curated record. Gene Ontology annotation, molecular function: amine N-methyltransferase activity; N-methyltransferase activity.
GAGGCCAGGAGUGUCUUAUCUGGAGUUGCCUGGUGAGUCAGCAGCCAGGAAACCAGGACCCCUCUGACAGUUUAUGCUUUAUGACCAGGUGCCCUUGUUCUCAUUCAUGGAGAUUGACGACAAUUUCUGCUCUUCUCCCAGUGACCUGCACAGUGAUGCCAAGUCAGCCAUUCUGCUCUGCCUCCUGGGGUCUGAACUGUGUUCUCCAGCAGGGAUGGGGGAUGCAUGAAGCUGCACCCACUGCCUGGCCUAGAGAGAGCCACUGGACCCCACUGACCACCAGGGGACAAGAUGGGGAUCUCACUGUGCACUCAGGCCACAACACCUGUGACUUAGGGGAGGGAUUUUGGUCCUCACAGUUAGUGAAGUUGGCACACAGGUGGGGAAACAUGGGUCUGACACCUGCUGGAGGCCACACAGCAGCAUGUGGCUGGCAGGGCUGAGAGUUGCACCCAGGGCUGGGCACUAUCAAUUGCCUUUGACGGACAUGGAUUGGUCCCUAGAGGAAGCAGGGCCAGGGCAGCUGCAGCCCCAGCGGUCAUAGCGCUGGGGUUGGGGAAACCUCGUGUGUGUCAGUGUGACUAGGAGGCGGUGAAGAAUGCACUCCCUUCUGCAUGCCUAUAGGAGAAGCUCAAGGAGAGGCAUACUUGGGAGGAGCCAUGGGAUGAAGCUGGAAUGCUGGGGGUGGAGCCUGGAGAGCUUGGAGCCCUCAUAAGACCUGACAGCCAGGAGAGGGCACAUUUCAGGGACACCAUGGAGAGUGGCUUCACUGGGGGUGAUGAGUACCAGAAGCACUUCCUGCCCAGGGACUACUUGGCCACUUACUACAGCUUCGAUGGCAGCCCCUCACCCGAGGCUGAGAUACUGAAGUUUAACUUGGAAUGUCUCCACAAGACCUUCGGCCCUGGAGGCCUUCAAGGGGACACGCUGAUCGACAUUGGCUCAGGCCCUACCAUCUACCAAGUUCUCGCUGCCUGUGAGUCCUUCCGAGACAUCACUCUCUCCGACUUUACUGACCGCAACCGGGAGGAGCUGGAAAAGUGGCUGAAGAAGGAGCCGGGGGCCUAUGACUGGACCCCGGUGGUGAAAUUCGCCUGUGAGCUGGAAGGAAACAGCGGCCAUUGGGAGGAGAAGGAGGAGAAGCUGCGGGCAGCAGUGAAGCGGGUGCUCAAGUGUGAUGUCCACCUGGGCAACCCGCUGGCCCCUGCUGUGUUGCCCCCCGCCGACUGUGUGCUUACCCUGCUGGCCAUGGAGUGUGCCUGCUGUAGCCUUGAUGCCUACCGCACUGCACUGUGCAACCUUGCCUCACUGCUCAAGCCGUGUGGCCACCUGGUGACCACAGUCACGCUUCAGAUCUCAUCCUACAUGGUGGGGAAGCGUGAAUUUCCCUGCGUGGCCCUGGAGAAGGAGGAGGUGGAGCAGGCUGUCCUGGAUGCUGGCUUUGACAUUGAACAGCUCCUACAGAAUCCCCAGAGCUACUCUGUCACCAAUGCUGCCAGCUCUGGGGUCUGCUUCAUUGUGGCUCGCAAGAAGCCUAGGCCCUGAGCCAGGAGGGCCAGCCAGAGGUCUGGUCAGGCUGUGAGGCCUUGGCCAUCUGUAUGCUAGAGAGGGGUGAGGAAUGGAUACUGUCUAACAGCCUCUGAUUUCAAUACUAACAUUUCAUCUUCUGAAACUCUGAGAUUCUAACAUCCUUGUUUUAGAAUUCUAAGUUUCCAACAUUCCUCAUUCUAGGAUCCUAGGAGUGGAAUUUUCCAUUUUCUAGUCUACUAAGCCUUACAACUGUCUUAGAUGUGAUCUGACUCCUGUGUGACUGUGGAGCACCCAGGGACAUGGUUUCAGAGUCUACCUAAUAUGUUAAGAACAAGGAAACCUCUGGACAGUGGUAUAUUGGGGAAUGUUUCAUAACCAGCUCUGUAAAGGAAAAGCACCGAUGUGUAGCAGUUACCAGUUUCUGUGGUGUAAAUACUCCCACCAUGGUGGAUUUCAAGCCACCAGUGGUUUAAUAACCAGUUCAUAAAUCUCCUAAACAUGUUACAGUUGACUCUCAUGAGCUGAUUGGAGUCAGCUGGAACAUACCACUGCCUCUAGACUAAGGUCAGCAGAUUUGACAAAUACAGACUGCCCCAGUUCACUGAAUUUUAGAUAAAUGAAAUAAAUUUUUAAGGUUAAGUAUGUCCCCAGAAUUGCAUGGAACAUGCUUAUCCUAAACAAUGAUUUGUUGUUCACCUGAAAUUCAAAUUUAGCUGGGUGUCCUGUAUUUCAUUUGGCAACUCUACUUCAGACCCAAGUGUAAGGUACAUGGAUGUGCUUUGGUCAAGGAAUACGCCAAGGUAGAUAUCCAUGCCUGCAUGACUCAGCGGGUUUGGUGCACAGGCACACACCUCCACUUGUUAUAUAACCUGUUUGUGUAAGUUCAUACUUCGUCUGAGCCACUGUUGUCUGUAAAAGGUAAUUGUCCUGCUAAUGCUGUACAGGGACUCUUGGGGUUCGGCUCAGCUCAACAUGACUUGACAUGGUGGGCACGCUGGCGCCCAGAGAAAGAGAGAGAGCCAAAGCUGUCCGUCUUGCAGAUGGACAGGAAGGAGCUAGGACACAGUUCGGCUAGCUCAUGCCCAGAGGGAGAAAGAGUUAAGCUGCUGACCCUGAAGGCAAGGGAGAGCAGGCUGCACAGCUGUGUGUGGGAGCCCUGGGCUCAAGCAGCCGAGACAGGGCGGACAGUGUGAGAGAGCUAGUGUGAGUAAGCUGUUGAUGAGAGCUGUUGCUGAAUAAAACCAUAUUCACCUGCCUAUGGGCCCCGAGUGUUCUUUCUGUC